AUGGCAUUGGCUCAUCUCGUGCUUAGCCUAUCUCCAUCUCGUCCUGGGUUGGGCAAUGACGUCGUAGAGAGGCGAAAGGGUUUGGCCUUGGCUUUAUACGGUGAAGUUUUGACGGGCCGUGAAGUUACCGGCCGUAUUUUUGAAUCGCCCGGCGCCGGCGCCGCCGACCGCCGGCGGCAAGUAGAGAGCGGUCAGAAGCUGGGGUCGGUCGUUGAGAUCCCAGUCACUUGUUAUCAGAUUUUAGGUGUCCCUGAGAAAGCUGAAAAGGAUGAGGUUGUUAAAGCAGCUAUGGUACUGAAAAACUCAGAGAUUGAGGAUGGAUAUACACCAGAUGCCAUUGUCUCUCGCCAGGAGCUCUUGGUGGAUGUGAGGGACAAGAUUCUUUUUGAACCAGAAUAUGCUGGCAAUUUGAAAGAUAAGAUUCCACCAAGAUCUUCUCUUCGUAUACCUUGGUCAUGGUUACCAGGUGCUCUUUGCCUUCUGCAGGAGGUUGGACAAGAGAAAUCAGUACUGGAAAUUGGCCGGGCUGCCCUACACCUGCCAGAUGCUAAGCCAUAUGUUCAUGAUUUGCUUCUCUCCAUGGCACUUGCAGAAUGCUCAGUUGCAAAGAUUAGGCUUGAGAAAAACAAAGUAUCUGAUGGAUUUGAAGCCCUGGCUCGCGCUCAAUAUUUACUUAGGAGCAAAAUUUCUUUAGGAAAAAUGCCACUUCUAUCACAGAUUGAAGAAUCUUUGGAGGAGCUUGCACCUGCUUGCACACUGGAACUCUUAGGAGUUCCUCAUACGCCUGAUAAUGCAGAGCGCAGACGAGGUGCAAUUUCAGCCUUGCGUGAGUUGCUUAGACAAGGUCUUGAUGUUGAAAGUUCUUGUAGGGUUCAAGACUGGCCUUGCUUUUUGGACCAGGCACUGAGAAAGCUAAUGGCCACUGAAAUAGUAGAUCUAAUCUCUUGGGAUGCUGUAGCCAUUGCUCGCAAGAACAAAAAAUCACUAGAAUCUCAGAACCAAAGGGUUGUGAUUGAUUUUGAUUGCUUCUAUAUCGCCAUGAUUGCGCAUAUAGCUCUUGGAUUUUCAUUAAGACAAACUGAUUUGGUCAACAAAGCCAAAACCAUUUGUGAGUGCUUGACUGCAUCUGAGGGUGUGGAUUUGAAGUUUGAGGAAGCUUUUUGCUCAUUACUUCUUGGGCAGGGAAGUGAAACAGUUGCUGCGGAAAUGCUGCGUCAACUUGAAGUGAAUGGAAGUUCAGCAGUGAGGAAAUUUGAAUCAAAUAUUCCAAAUAAAGAGGCCAAUGAUAAGGGCACUGGAAAUCAGUUACUGGAAAUGUGGCUGAAGGAUGCUGUCCUCUGUAUAUUUCCGGAUACAAGAGAUUGCUCACCAUCUUUGGCGACCUUCUUUGGUGGACCAAAGCGAACAUUUAGAGGAAACAAGCAAAAUCUAGGCUCAUCAAAAGCGGUUCACUCUUUCAGUCAGCGUCCACUAUCAGUUGGUCUUUCAUCUGAACUUGGAGCUUCAGAUGACCAACAUCAUAUAAACGCAACACUUUUGGGUGAGGCUGUAAAGCGACUGGCACCAGGCAACUUGCAGAGCCAACAGUCAUCUACCAAGAAUUCAGGUAGUGGUCCAUCAGUACAUCUAAAGAGAGAUCUCAGAAUUCAUGAGUCAAAGAUUUGGGACAACUGGAGUGUGACGGGAGACUUGGCAGGAAAAGUUCCAUAUAUCUUGCUUGUAGGAUGCUUUAUUUUUGGUACCUUUAAGCUGUUCUCCAUGCAAAUAAUGAACUCUAGGGACUCUCAUAAGUGGGUACCAAAUCACUCAAAAAUGUCAAGUUCUGCUGCAUGGACUGAUAGCCCAGGUUUGCAGAGCUUGUCUUUUGCUGAUAGGAGAAUACUUGGUCCCCUGGGCAAGCUGCUGGCAGUGUUCAGGCACAACAGAAAUCAUAAAAUAGGUGCCACAACCGUGAAGGACACAUGGCCGACUGAUGAUCUCUCGUGUUCAACCACAGCACUGGUGACCGGUAGUACCUUGUUAUACAAGAGACAGAUGCCACUUGAAGAAGCAGAAGCCCUUGUAAAGCAAUGGCAAGAAAUCAAAGCCGAGGCAUUAGGUCCAUCACAUCAAAUUCAAACUCUACCUGAGAUUCUUGAUGGAUCAAUGCUUUCGAAGUGGCAAGAUUUAGCAAAUUCGGCCAAAGCCAGAUCAUGCUUCUGGAGAUUUGUUCUGUUGCAACUUUCUGUCAUGCGAGCUGACAUCGGAUGGGAUGAAGAUGGUAAUGAACUGGCUGAAAUUGAGGCAUUGUUGGAGGAAGCUGCUGAGCUUAUAGAUGACUCUCAACCAAGAAAACCAAGUUAUUACAGUAAAUAUAAGGUUCAAUACGUCUUGAGAAGACAUGAUGAUGGUUCCUGGAGAUUCUGCAGAGGUGGCAUCCAAUAUCCUGUUUAGUUUCCUCGAUAAGCACUUCAUCGGUAUGAAAACGGGAAGAAGCUUCCAUAUCAAUGGGGAAGAAUAUAAAGGGUUUGGAUUCCCGGUGUUGCUUUCCCUGGAAAUUCGGUUACCAUCCACGUUCACUUCCUUCUGAACUUCCUAUAUUUUUCACUUCACUCCCUGCAUUCUUUCUUCUGUGAUUGCUAAAGUUCUACAAGGUUGACAAUGCUUAGCACUAACUAUUUUCUCAACAUCUAGUUAUUUGAAGUUUAGCCUAGCCUCCUCGGUAUCAAAUUUUGAUCAGGUUCUACAAGGUUCUGCUCAUUUGAAUCUCUGAGAAGAGGGAAGGUAGAGAGAAAAUGGCUGUUUGAUUUUUUAUCGACGAAAUCCAGCCAGCUGUUCGGCAAGAUGUAACUUUAGGUUAAUCCCCGUGUGUAAAUGAUAUUUGUUUUCAAGUUCAAUUCAAGUUGAUUGUAUCA
Molecule: messenger RNA, 2894 nt
Organism: Asparagus officinalis (garden asparagus)
Lineage: Eukaryota; Viridiplantae; Streptophyta; Magnoliopsida; Asparagales; Asparagaceae
Product: plastid division protein CDP1, chloroplastic
Exons: 13
Coding region: 1-2433 (810 amino acids)
Biological process (GO): chloroplast fission
Cellular component (GO): chloroplast inner membrane
Source: RefSeq, a predicted model, not a curated record